UUUGUCAACCUGCAGGAUUUGAAGAGAGUGUUGUCCUUCCCACCAUACCCUGGGGAUUAUCUACAUCCAGUGGUAUAUGCCUGCACUGCAGUCAUGCUGCUCUGUCUGCUUGUCUCCAUUAUGACCUAUAUCGUCCACCAUAGUGUCAUCCGCAUCAGCAGAAAUGGCUGGCACAUACUCCUCAACUUCCUUUUUCACACGGGACUAACGUUUGGAGUUUUUGCCGGCGGCAUCAAUCAGGUCAACCUGCCUUUCGUGUGUCAGAUUGUUGGCAUUGUGCUCCACUAUGCUUCUUUGUCUACCAUGCUGUGGCUGACAUUUACAGCUAGGAACAUCUGUAAAGAUGUGUGCAAAGACCCACUUAGGGCUCAGGACAGGAAUGGGCCGGCAAAGACUCGCACCAAACCAACCGUCUUCAGAUUUUAUCUUGUCAGUGAUGGAAUCCCUCUCAUAAUUGUCGGAGUUACAGCAGCAUUCAGUAUGGAUAACUACGGCAGCAGGGAUGGUGCUUUGUAUUGUUGGAUGGCAUGGGAACCAAGCCUGGGAAGUUUCUAUGCCCCCAUGUCUCUUCUGGUCUUGGUCAUGUCUGUGUACUUCUUGUGCACCUACAUCCAGCUCAAACGCCAUCCGGAGAGGAGGUACGAGCUGCAAGUUUUGAGGGAGGAGCAGCAGCAGUUAUCGUCCAGUGAGUCAAAUCAUCACUGCCACAUAGAUACUGGUGGAGCUUCAGGCCUUGCUGUGGACUGUCCACCAUUUGCUACAGGUGUUUCAGUGCUGGCCAAUGAGCACUCUUUUAAAUCUCAACUCCGAGCCACAGCCUUCACCCUUUUUCUGUUUCUGUCUACCUGGGCUUUAGGGGGAUUGGCUGUAUCAAUGGGACAUUUCCUGGAUAUGAUAUUCAGCUGCCUGUAUGGGGCAUUUUGUGUCACCCUUGGACUUUUUCUUCUCAUACAGCACUGUGCCAAACGUGAUGACGUGUGGCACCGCUGGUGGGCUUGUUGCCCAUCCAAGUCCAAGACAGAGGAAAGGAAUGGGGGAGGACAGAGCCAGAGGCAGGGGCUCCAUCAGCCCCACUGCCACCUAAAUUCCCCCUGCUCUGGCAAGCAGCCCUCCCCUCACUUUAUGCAAAGUUCUUACCACACAAUGCCACCAACUCCCCAGCUCCCCUCACUCAACCACACAGGUCCAUGCUGCGUGGCUGUAAUGAGUCCUGUUACCACAGCCUCACUCUCACCUCUACCUGAGCCAAUGCCUUCACCACGUCCCCAGUUACUCCUUGAUGAGCUGCCUCGUCCCGUUCUGCCCCUUCAGAGCUGCCUUAUCGAUAGAACAAAGUCAUGCUCAUUCAACCGCCCACGCCCAUGCCUCCAGGACUACCGUUCUCACAUGACUUCUGUCAGUAUGGAUGAGAGUGUCCAAAGCUCCCACCUAGAGAGCCCUGCACAUCACCUUGAAGGCUCGCCACUGGCUUCCAACAGCCCACAUCCAGAUAUCCAGCUUCCCUGCCCCAUCCCUCACUUGGAUAACCAGCUGCUUUCCUGCCACAGCUUGCAACGCCAGACCUCCUGCCAUAGUGUACAAGACUCAAUGACUUCCUGCCACAACCACCCACACAACAUGCAUGACAGCAUGAGUUCCUGUCACAGCCUGCUCCUGCCUUCUCAUGGGGUCCACGCCUGCCAGUGGCGCAUGUACAGCUCAGCUGAUCAUUCUUCCACCACAAGCUGCUGUGAAAAGCCUGAUCCUUUCAACUUGCAGUAUCAGCAAGGCCCUGAAGCUUACAGCUGUAUGCCAAAGACGGAAGACAACGAAAAGGAUAAACUCUGUGUAGAGGAGGAGGAGAAAGGUUUCCCAAGGAAUACACUGCCUCGGCAACAUGCCACCAUCAGCCUACGAGGCACCAUUGCCCGUAACAGGAGCCUGCAGGAAGACAGCCUGUUUGGUUCAGACGUCACGAGAAACAUACGGACUGGUCCUUGGAAGAAUGAAACCACUGUAUAGUUUCUUACACUUGUGCAAGUCAAACCCCUCAGCAGCCCUUGGGUCAAACUACUCCCUCAGUGUUAAGUGAGUGUCACUGCCUUCAGCUUUGCCCUUAAACUACAGGUUGAAUUUUCAGCGAGGCCUCAUAUCCUGAUGAUAUUUCAGAACCCUUUAUGACAAACUUUGUGUGUUAUAAGUCAGUUUUAUAAGGACUAUUGAAAAAUGAGAAACAAAAAGAAUUAACAAUGAAUAUAUUUUAUGCUCCAUGCAGUUUAAGGUUGCAGUCAGUAUUUUACAGCUUGUUUAGGAUAAACCCUUAGUUUGCAAUGUCUGCUAAUGGGAUCAGUUCAUCUCAGUCGCUUGGGAAUGCUUUGGACCUGUGAAGAUCUUUAUUUCUUUCACUGCCCUUGUGGACUUAAAAUAAAUAUUCUCUCAAGUCUUCAACGAUUCAUGCACCCCUUGGCAAGCAAGUGGGAAAUUAUGAAGCUUCCAUCAUCUUUCAAAUGCUGCACAUAUACUUACAUAUAGAGGUCUUCACGUGGACCCAAUCCAAAGAAAAAGGAAUCCCACCCAAGAGUGACCCAAGGACAGCAAGAGCUGAUCCGAAUGGA
Messenger RNA from Platichthys flesus (European flounder), 2594 nucleotides. RefSeq names its product adhesion G protein-coupled receptor A1a (gene adgra1a). The record is from RefSeq and is a predicted model, not a curated record. The annotation marks the transcript as partial. The transcript has 5 exons. Gene Ontology annotation, cellular component: glutamatergic synapse; plasma membrane; postsynaptic density. Gene Ontology annotation, biological process: G protein-coupled receptor signaling pathway; cell surface receptor signaling pathway. Gene Ontology annotation, molecular function: G protein-coupled receptor activity. NCBI's taxonomy places the organism in Eukaryota, Metazoa, Chordata, Actinopteri, Pleuronectiformes, Pleuronectidae.